UAAUUAGCCUGUCUGAAAAAAGCUCAAAUAAUUGCCCUCUCCCUUUUACUUACCCUCUCCAGCGUGAGGUUGAAACAAUAAUUACCCUGGGUAAUUAUUUUAACAAAUACGAAGAUAUUGGAGAUUUUGUCUUAUAAUAUGUGACAGAUGUUAGGCUAGCCAAUUUUUAGGCACACAGAUCAUCUAUCAAGUGGCUAACUAAAUUUUAGAUGAUACGUGUCUUAAACGGUGGUGUGUGGCUUAUUAUCGAUAAUUUCAUUCCUGCAAAUGUAGUCGAAAAUAUCAAAGAUAAGGCACAGUUUGAUGACAAUGAACAUCAAUGGAUUAUUAGAGAAGGCCCCUCUAAUCAACAAAAUUUUUUGUUGGAACGUCGCCGCUCUAUUCUUGUCGAAAACGAAGGUGGAGGGUUGGAAAGGCUAAAUCUUAAUAAUAGUCCUCAACAAAAUUUCAAUUCUCAUUUGAGAACAACUAUGGCUGAUUCUGGAUUGGGAAGUAGCAAUGGUUGUUCAUCAACUCAAGGGCCAUCCGAUGCUAGUUCUCAGGAGGACGGGGGAGUAAAUUCAAAUGAUGUUGUAGAUUUUGCCGAGCAAAGUACUUCUCAACACGAGAAUGCAUUUAUUUCCCCUGCAAGAUUAUUGAAAAGACCGGUAGAUUUUUUAAGAGGAUUAUUCGAAUUGUGUUUUAGAUGGCAUUCUCUGGAACAACCCGCCCUAUUUCCAAUUGGGAAAUGGUACUUCUUGGCAAACUUAAAAAUCAACUAA
Molecule: messenger RNA, 761 nt
Organism: Meloidogyne enterolobii
Lineage: Eukaryota; Metazoa; Nematoda; Chromadorea; Rhabditida; Meloidogynidae
Source: the annotation of a GenBank genome assembly